Molecule: messenger RNA, 3564 nt
Organism: Recurvomyces mirabilis
Lineage: Eukaryota; Fungi; Ascomycota; Dothideomycetes; Mycosphaerellales; Teratosphaeriaceae
Exons: 3
Coding region: 1-3564 (1187 amino acids)
Biological process (GO): regulatory ncRNA-mediated post-transcriptional gene silencing
Molecular function (GO): protein binding; RNA endonuclease activity; zinc ion binding
Source: RefSeq, a predicted model, not a curated record
AUGCCUCCCAAACGCGAUUCCAGCCAGCCGCCCAACGCACAAGGUCAGCCUCCUGGCAAUUCAGGCCAAGGCCAAAGUCAGCCCCAACCCUUCAGCUACGCCCAAGCCACCGGUGGAGGUGCACCACGCCCGCCCUUCCCGCCAGCCAAUUUCCAGCCCAAUCCAAACGCAGCUGCCUUUGCCCAUCGACCCAAUCAGGACAACACGCCAGUUCCGACCACCUUCCCACCAGCCAACAACGCAGGUGGGCAAGGCGCGGCCUGGAACCGUGCCCGUCAGUGGUCUGACACUCCAGCUUCACCUCGUCCUGACGCCGAUGGUCCUGCCGGCUACACGCCUCGCGGCCGUGGCUUCGAUCAAGACGAUCAUGGCGGCAAUUUUGCUCGCCGCGGCAGUGGUGACCGUGGCAGAGCGAACAGCAGAGGUGGCCGGGGUCGUGGUGAUCGUGGAGGGAGUCGUGGAAACUAUCGUGGACUUGCUCCCACUAGCCGCGGUGGUUGCUACAAAUGUGGUGAAUUCGGCCAUCGUGCCCAGGACUGCCAAGAGGCCAACACCGCUGGAGCAUCAGCUCCUCCACGAUCGCCGAACCCAAUGGUCCCGUUCCCGACUGCCGACGCCCGGACUCUCACUGGCGACGCUCUUGUCACCCUCUCACAUACCGACUUGCCUUCGCAGCACCUCAUCUUGCAAUGCAAAGUCCACGAAACCAACAACACUACGCCUGAGACUCUGGUCGAUGAGAUGCACAAGCGUGGUCUCCGUGUCGGACUAGGCUCCGAUGGUCGCAACAGCGAAGUCCUGACCAACUUCCUGAAAGUUUCGCAGCGCCCAAACUUCAUCUUCAGGAGCAAGACGAGGACAAAGCUUUUUUACGUCAAGAAGAAGUUUGAGAAGGAAGGCCUCUUCAAUGCUAUCAAGGCUCGGCUGCCGCGCCUUACCUCCUUGAACUUCUGGGUCACGGAUUUCGAUCUUAUUUGGUCGACCAAGCCACUCUUCGACGAUGAUGACUACCGCUCCUCUCCGCCCGUCAUAAAUAACGUCAGCGGCAGGAAUCCAGACAGCUUGCAACCCGUUUCGUGUCUUGAAGCUCACAUUGAUUUUUACAAAGUACUUGACUUGGGCCGGACUGUUGGUCAACAAUUCCGCGACUCCACAGGUCGCAUCACAGGUGACGACGAUCCUGCCCUGCUGGUUCGUGGCCUCAACACCAUGAUCACCCAGUAUGCCCACAACAGCUCGGACGGUAACCUCUUCGCCAAGAACGCCAACCAAUUCUACGAUGUACGCGAGAACUUUGCAAUUCAGCACAACAGGAUCGUGGGCUACUGCGGCUUCUACGUCUCCGAAUCACCGUUCAAACCUGGAUCCACAAGAUCAAAAGGUGUCAAGGUUCUGGUAUCGGAAGCCGCUGCACCAGGUCAAUCAGAAGCUCAACGUACCAAGUACAUCACGAGCAUUGGCUCGCAUCUUGGGCAUCAAACGCUUACUCCUUCGUCGGGCACAACCGUAUUCGCUCACUUCUCUCUGCCUCAAUAUUCAAAUGCAGCACUCAAGCCACUUGACCCGGCACACUUCUCCAUCAACACUGGUCAUGAUACUAGGAAGAAGAAGCCGAGCAAAGCUGCUGUGCAGGCUGGUGCGCCUACUGAGCCUGAAUGGUGGCCACCAGAGCACCUCACUAUCAUGGGCCACCCGCCAUAUCGUGUUCAGCUUUCCGGUAAUCAGACGAGCAAGAUGUUGUUGAUGGCCUGUAAGCCCCCGCAGGACCAGAUCAGCAGGAUCACGGAUGGCGGCUUGAAGCUCUUUGGGUUUAGCGACGAUACAUUCACCAGGGCUUUGCAGCAUGACUUUGGCCUGCAGAUCACGCCUGAGCUGGCCAAGAUUGCUUGCCGCUACAUCAAACCACCGGUUGUGCAGUAUGGUGGUUCACAAGUUGCUCGUGUUGAGCGUGCAUCUUGGAACCUGAUCAAGCUCCGGCUUGCUUCUACCUGCGACACGGAGUAUGUUCCUGUUUUGGACUUGACUCAUCUGCACCCGGGCAAUGAUGAUGAUGUGGCCAGUCAGGCUACUGGCGAAGGCGAGGAGUCCGGUUUGUUGCCGCGUGAGUUCUACCCAGCGCUGCAAGAGCAGAUGGAUACGCUGGGCAUGCAAGCCGUGGUCGAAACUUUUUCUGCAACUUACAAGGAAGACGACACCUUGGCAAUGAACGAAGAUCGCAUGAUAGAAAUACUCACCGAGGUCGUCUCGGCAUACGAAGUUGGCGAGGGCAGCAGAUCCAUUCAUCGUUCCAAGCUGACCGUGCUUAUCGCCAUGCCUUCCAAGAAUGAUGAUCUCUACGCAACGAUCAAGCGCGUGGCAGAGCUGAAGAUGGGUCUCAAGACCGUCUGCUGUGUUGCCGCCAAGAUGAGCAAGUGGUGGCAGACCAAGUGGCAGAAUGGGCAACAGUUCAGAGAAUUCAAUAAGUUCUCUGCUGGGCAGCACUGUGCCAACAUCGCUGUGAAGAUCAACACCAAAGGCGAAUGCGAUAACCAUCGCAUCAAGCCUGAUGCCUUGAGAGAGCUGUUCGAUGAUGCCAACAAGACCAUUGCCGAUGCCAUUGUCCUGGGCGCCGAUGUGACCCACCCCAUGGGCCAUUGUGCACCAGGCUGUCCCUCCGUCGCUGCUGUCGUCGGCAGCACUGACGAUCAUUUCGCGCAAUUUCCGGGCUCUAUGCGCCUGCAGCAAGGACGUCAGGAAGUGAUCACCGAGUUCCAACUCAUGGUGAGGGAGCGCCUCGUCGAUUGGGCUCUCCGCCACAACAAGACACUGCCGAAGAAGAUUCUGAUCUACCGUGACGGCGUGAGCGAGUCGUACUACGAGAAGAUUCGCGAGUCAGAGAUUCCGAUGGUUCAAGAGGCAUACGAUCUUGCUUAUGUUGUGCUCAAGAAAUUCCACGGCGGCUACCAAGGUAAGCCGACCGACAAGACGCCAGAGUUCAAAGUUACCUUUGUCGUCGUGAGUAAGCGCCACAACACCCGCUUCUACGUCCCCGAAGAUAGACAAGCCCAAGACACCUGGCAAGACAAGCGCGGAAACUUCAACGGCAAUGUACUCCCCGGCUGCGUCGUCGAGGAGACAGUCACUCACCCCUACACCUUCGACUUCUACCUCCAAUCCCACCAGCCUCUCAAGGGCACUGGCCGAGCCGGUCACUACUUCGUCCUGACCAACGGCAUGCAGCUCAGCGCGGACCGCCUUCAGAACAUCACCCACGCUUUCUGCUACAACUAUGCUCGCGCCACUCGCGGUGUCUCGUACUGCGGUCCAGCAUACUACGCCGACCGCUUGUGCGAUCGUGGCCGUGCAUAUAUUCGUGGCUGGUUGACCAACGGCGAUGACUUCCAUGCAGACUUCGAGAAGGGUGCGGAUCAGAAGAUCGAAGACUUCCGCGAUGAUGUGCGGAACUAUCUUUUCAAUAGUGAUUACUAUCGCGAGAUGGGCAAGGUCACUGGUUCCAAGUAUGGUGAUCUUGAGAGGGCUAAUCCGUGGCAUGAGGCCCUGGACAACACUAUGUUCUACCUUUGA